Culex pipiens pallens (northern house mosquito) is the source of this 3669-nucleotide messenger RNA. RefSeq names its product b(0,+)-type amino acid transporter 1 (gene sbm). Gene Ontology annotation, molecular function: L-amino acid transmembrane transporter activity. The transcript has 11 exons. The coding region runs from base 464 to 2134 and encodes 556 amino acids. Gene Ontology annotation, biological process: amino acid transmembrane transport. NCBI's taxonomy places the organism in Eukaryota, Metazoa, Arthropoda, Insecta, Diptera, Culicidae. Gene Ontology annotation, cellular component: membrane. The record is from RefSeq and is a predicted model, not a curated record.
UUUUCAGUACAUCCGCAAAUCUUCACCGGUUCACAUCACGCUAGGAAACCUUCUCCUCCUUUUGCUUUCCGAAAGAGCUAAGACCGAAAAUCGCGGCGCGUCGUUUCCGGGAUCGCCCCUUCGCCGCCGGAGUAGCAGUUUAGUCUCACCAAUACACAUCCGUCCGAGAGUUCGUAGCAUUUAACCCGAAGGCCGACAAAGUGAUCGCGUUUUUUUGGGGGGGUUCGGUUCCAAGUGGUGUUGGCUACGGUCCAACCUAACGCCGCGUGACGGUGCGUUCGGCAAACGAUCGGGGUGGUUUUAGGUUUUUGCUUGUUCGUUAGUUCGUUCUGAACUGAUCAAAAAAGAUUUGGUCGUCUGGAUACAACCACACGCUCAAACUAGAGCAAGUCAAGCAGCAGCAGCAGCGGCUUAGCUGACUAUCCCCCCAAACUCCCGGCCAACCACGUGCAACUCUCAUGCCAUGCGCGAUACACUGUCGCAGUUUUUCUCUUCAGUAGCAGCAGCGGGAAAUGACGGUCGGAAAAACAGUUCAGACUCCGAUAACAGCUUUGCAGGACAUAAUGGUUCAAUUAGAGACGUAUCAACGGCAGACUGGAGCGCCAAAGUUGGGAGCGGAGCAAAAGAUCCCAACGGGAGCAUCGGGCGAGGGACGUCCGAAACGGCAGAGACCGACUCAUCAGGGACCGGGGGGAUGCGGGACUCGCUGGAGGGGACGGGCUCAGCGCAGAACGACCUUAUUCACCUCAAGAGACGGGUGGGACUCUUCAGUGGGGUGGCUUUAAUUGUCGGAACGAUGAUCGGGUCUGGAAUUUUUGUAUCGCCAUCUGGUUUACUGGUGCGAACCGGUUCCAUUGGUGUGAGCUUUAUUAUAUGGAUGGCCUGUGGAUUGCUCUCAUUGUUAGGUGCAUUGGCGUACGCCGAGUUAGGCACGAUGAACACAUCCUCCGGAGCAGAAUGGGCAUACUUUAUGGACGCGUUCGGGGCCUGGCCCGCCUUCCUGUUCUCCUGGGUCUCGACGCUGGUCCUGAAGCCGUCCCAGAUGGCGAUCAUCUGCCUCUCGUUCGCCCAGUACGCCGUCGAGGCCUUCGUGGCCGAGUGCGAUCCACCCUUGAGCGUUGUGAAAAUGGUUGCAAUACUGGCGAUAGUGAGCAUUUUAUUUGUAAACUGUUAUAGCGUUAAUUUAGGGAUGGCUGUACAAAACGUCUUCACCUCUGCAAAACUGAUCGCGGUGCUGAUCGUCAUCUGCGGCGGCGCCUACAAGCUGUUCCAGGGCAACACGCAGCACCUGCAGAAUGCAUUUACCGGCCCGACGCCGUCGCUGGGGGCGAUCGCGACCGCCUUCUACACCGGCCUGUGGGCGUACGACGGGUGGAACAACCUCAACUACGUCACCGAGGAGAUCCAGAACCCGAGCAAGAACCUCCCGCGCUCGAUCAUCAUCGGCAUCCCGCUGGUGACGCUGUGCUACGCGCUGAUCAACGUGUCCUACCUGGCCGCCAUGUCGCCGACCGAGAUGAUCGAGUCGGAAGCCGUCGCGGUCACGUUCGGCAACCGCAUCCUGGGCGCGAUGGCCUGGCUGAUGCCACUGAGCGUCACCAUCAGCACAUUUGGCAGCGCCAACGGAACGCUGUUUGCCGCCGGCAGAUUGUGCUUUGCCGCAAGCCGUGAAGGACACCUGUUGGACAUCCUUUCGUACGUACACGUGCGCCGUCUGACACCGGCUCCGGGACUGAUUUUCCACUCAAUGAUUGCCGGUGCGAUGGUCCUCUACGGAACGAUCGACUCGCUGAUCGACUUCUUCAGCUUCACGGCGUGGAUCUUCUACGGUGGCGCGAUGUUGGCUCUUAUCGUGAUGCGUUACACUAAACCCAACUACCCGAGGCCCUACAAAGUUCCACUUAUCAUUCCAAUUUUGGUUAUGGUCAUUUCCGGCUACCUCGUGGUAGCGCCCAUCAUCGAGAAACCACAGAUUGAGUACCUGUAUGCAGUGUUGUUUAUAUUCACCGGUUUCAUCUUCUACAUACCGUUCGUGCACUACGGCUAUCAUCCAAAGUUUAUGAACAACUUUACCCUUUUCUUCCAAAUGCUAUUUGAGGUUGUACCGACCACGUCGAUGGCAAUGUUUGACUGAAACAGCUCGUCGAUCACACCAACUAUUGUCGCGCAAAACAAACCUUAAUCAACAGCUUUUUGAAAUUAUCACCACAAAUUGUCGUGUUUAAGAUCAGAGAGUAACAAUACUGCUUGUUUAGGCAAAUAAAAAGCGCAAACAAACCCAUCACAAUGAAGGAAAUUUGAACAGCAAUAUAGCAAAUAGAUUGAAGCUAUACAUACAUACAUAUUUUGAAAAUACAUGAAUCUUAGGAUCGAUAGCCACUAGCGUAACGAGAGACGUACGGAAGAAUGUGCCAACUGAGCAGCGAACAUGCAGAGUACGAAGCCGGAAGUGCAACACAAACACAUACACACAGUUUUUAUUUUGUUCCCAUCAAACAGUAAAGACACAAAACAAACACUGCUCAAAACCAAACCAACAAACGAAGUAACAACUUAUUGAAAUUAGAACGUAACGUGCUUUUCGUUAACUCACAUUUUUGGAAAUGAUAUACACAGCAGAGGAAAAAGUGUAGAACACCAAUCAAAGCAAACACAUUAUUUGAACAAAAAGACUAUUUUUGUAAGAAAUCCAAACGAUCAAAACAAAACCCCUUUAAAAACACAAGACUAAUCGAGCUGCAGAUCAGAUGUAGGAUUUACUUGAACGAGAGAUGGCAAACAAAUGACACUACCUUUAUUCUGGUAUUAACGAUGCAAUAACGUAACCAUAUGCAAGUGCGGUAGCACUAUUUUGACGUAGGAACAACCAUCAACACUGUUCAAUAGUACUUUGUCUAUGUGUAGAACCCCUGUGGAAGCGUGGUUCAUGUUUUUUUAUACUGAAGGAAAAAAGUGUGAUAUUAUCAAAAGAUUGAGAUUGACUAAAUACAAGGUUGAUUAAUUUGAAUCGCGUCUCGGUCGAUAAGGACCACCCAUAAAUUGGCCUCGAAAAGCGAAGCUGCACGGAUCAUUCCCUAAUGGUCGCUCCUCGAAUGUUUAUUAAUGUUUAGUUAAGCUGUGUGUUUAAUCUAAAGACACGUGAAUAUUUUUAUAUUACCAAUCACAACGGGAAUACUUUUGAAGAGAAAAGUAAAUGAGGAAAACAAAACCUUGAUUUGAGGAACGAUCAUUGCUUCACCAGUUUAGUGCAGGAGCUGGUGAAACCAAAAUUCGCAUUAGCAAAUCACACUCCACCCGGAAGCCGGGUUUAAACGCUCGUGAAAUUCGUUGAACCGAUAUCGAUUCGUUUCGAUGGUUGGGAAACGUAGGAUUCAUAAGGAAAACUUAAAACAUGAACUCCCGCCCAAAAGGGACUAAAAGCUAAACAAUUUAGAAGUUAGAGCUGUGGAUAUGGCUGAGCUUACCAAAGAUCACGUCCACGUCUGUUAUAUUUUUACUACUGAUAUUGAAAUGUUUGUUUGUACAAUACUCGUUGACGAUCCGAUCGGUGCACUAAGGAGCUAUCAUUCCGUGCCGACGGAUCGCUAGCUUAGUAUUUUUUAUUUAUUUUACUUAGUUGCAACCUAUCAAGUGAUGUCUACAAGUAAUAAACAUAAAACAAAAAAAAAA